CAUACAUUUAUUUCAUUUAUGUCACCAUAGAAACCUCUCCCCAUUUUUAUUUCUAUACAACAACUAUAGACUGUUUCUUAAAACUAUUUGCCAUCAUAAGCAAAAAAAAAAAAAAGAGGCAUUAAAAAUAUUAUGUGCAUCUCAAGCAUCAACAAGAAACAUUUGCUCAACCAUGGACCAACCCUCACAACCUUCUUCUUCUUCGCCCACGGUCCGGCUCGGUGGUCGAGCCAUCGACCGUCAUAACCCAAUCAUACGUGACGGCCGGAGGUUCACUCCUCCACCUUCUCCUAACCAUAACUCCUCAUCUGCUCCUCCUUCUUCGUCUUCUACGUAUCAUACUCCUCUCAAGACUAGACUUGGUCUAGAGAGCAGCGAGGCAACACGUGUUUCGAAGAGGAAGAGCAAGAAAAGUCAAUUUGACGCUGGUAAGUCACCCAUUAGUUGUUUUACCAGUGACACUCCUCAAGGCUCUUCAAGGUACUUAUUGAGCAACCCGGUUUUCUUUGACGGGUUUGUGGAUUCUGACCCGAUUCCAUUACCUAUUGAACCGGAGAUAACCAUGGAUGAUGAUUUGGAUAAGAAUCAUGAAGAUACAUUGGUAAUAAACGCCUCUAAGCAUUUAUCUUCUUCUCAGUCUUUCUUGGAGAAGAAGCAACCUGAUUUCUUCGAUGGGUUCUUGGACUAUGACCCGGUUAUGUCUCCUGAUAACCCUUUCUCUGAACCCACUAAAGAUGCUUCGUCUCCGGAUAAUCCUUUGUCUGAACCCACAAAAGCUUCUCCGACAGCUUCUCAGAGCUCUCUUGAAGACAAAGAUUCUUCUUCUCCGGAUUUCAAGUUCUCUCCUCCACAACCUCCACCACCUCCUCCUCCACCGUCGCCGCCGCCAAUGGAGAAUAACUCAUCUUCCGACCAAGUGGUAGUCUUGAGAGUGUCACUUCACUGCAAAGGCUGUGCAGGAAAAGUCAAGAAACAUCUUUCAAAACUGAAAGGCGUGACGUCGUUUAACAUAGACUUUGCCGCAAAGAAGGUUACCGUGACGGGAGACGUAACGCCGUUAACUGUGCUAGCGAGUAUUUCCAAAGUUAAAAACGCCCAAGUCUGGCCAGAGACUAUUCAGAAUUAAAGGAGACCGGGACUUCUCUCUCUCCUCCAUGAGAUGAGAUGAAGCUUUCUCCGGUACUCUAUUGGUUCUUUGAUUCUUUUUCUUUGGGUUUUUGCUUCUGGGAAGCCGUUGCUCUUUAAGCAGGUUUCGCCGGCUUUGUUUCCGGAAGAAGGUGGCUCCUUUUGCAUCUUUCUCGCCGGCUCCUUUUCCGCGUCGUGCGGUUCUCUCGUUUCGAUGGCGGUUCUGUUUUGAUUUCUCUGGUUUCUCGAGUGGUGACGCGGUUGAUUUCGUGCUUGAUGUGACAGAUGAGAUCUCGAUUUGUUCGAUUGAUGCUCUCUGAUGAUCUGAAAUUAAGUGGUGAUGGUGCAUG
Molecule: messenger RNA, 1475 nt
Organism: Brassica napus (rape)
Lineage: Eukaryota; Viridiplantae; Streptophyta; Magnoliopsida; Brassicales; Brassicaceae
Product: protein SODIUM POTASSIUM ROOT DEFECTIVE 1-like
Exons: 4
Coding region: 173-1126 (317 amino acids)
Molecular function (GO): metal ion binding
Source: RefSeq, a predicted model, not a curated record